AUGGCGACAGCUUCACCCUCCGACCAAACGCUGGUACCGUUGCUCCGGUCUCCGUCUACCUCGACCCUAGGCCCAGCGAGCUCGACAAACUCCCUACGCGAUGCCUCCCCCGAUCCGAUGCGCCGGCGCAAGACGCGGUUCCUACAGAGCCUGUCGUUCGUGUCCGCGGUGCUCUCGGCGCUGUGCGCCGGCUCUAUCACAGUAUUCUCUCUAUAUGCGCCGCGAUUCCAGUCGCGGCUUCAUUUCUCCCAGUUCCAAAUCAACGGGAUUGCCUCGGCCAUGAGUCUAUCAAUGUACAUCCCGGUACCCUUGAUCGGAUACCUGUGCGACCGCGUCGGUCCGGGCCCGCUGUCGCUACUGGCGGUCGUGCUUCUUGCCGGCGGAUACGGGUCUGCCGCUGCGUUGUACCACAAAGGCGAGGUUGCGUCACGCACCGCUGGGCCAGACAGCAGCCAGGGGUUGGUUCCGUACAUGAUUGUAGCAUUUGUGCUCAUAGGAGUAGGCACCGCCUCUAUGUACCUGGGCUCUAUCACGACGUGCGCCAAGAACUUCGGAAAGAGCAAGUAUCGGGGCCUCAUAUUGACGGCUCCGAUGGCUUCUUUCGGGUUGAGUGGCAUUUUGGUCAGUCAAUUUGGUAGUCACUUCCUAUAUGAAGUGCUUCCUGACGGCUCGAGAGGCGAAGUCAAUGUCUUCUAUUUCUUCAUCUUCUUGGCCAUUCUGCUCUCCGUGGCAGGCCUGUUUGGCUCGGUCGCCUUGCGCAUCAUCGACGAGGAUGACCUUAUUGAUGGAGCUGUUGAGGAGUUGGAGAGGAGUGGACUUCUUGAUGGAAGUGAGCUGUUUCGAAGGACUACCUCUGGCCGUACCUAUGGUGCCAUUGAUGGUGCUAUCGACAAUGCGGAGGAUGCUGGCAUCCUUGGCCCGCUGAAAGAUGACGAGGAUGAUGAAGAUAAUGCGUUGCUCAAAAAGACAUGGUUACUGAAUGCCGAAACGCGACGAUUCCUCACUGACCAUACAAUGUGGUGGUUUGCUCUCGGCUUUUGGCUGAUCAUCGGGCCGGGAGAGGCUUUCAUCAACAACUUGGGUACAAUCAUUGGAACAUUAUACUCUCCGGGGGCCACCGAUGACAACACCACUGCCGCGACGCAUGUCUCUAUCGUUGCUGCUACCAGCACUGUCGCCCGCCUGCUCACUGGCUCUCUCAGUGACCUGGUAUCGCCGACCCCCCAGAAUCAGUAUCCUCAGACGGGAAUGAACUCCCAGAUCCUACCACCCAGACGGCGAUGCACCGUAUCACGUGCCAUACUUAUGCUCAUCGCUGGACUGCUCCUGUCCAUUGGAACCCUCAUCCUGGCCUCCGGGUUCAUCCAGGGCCAUGGAGACCGGUUCUGGCUGGUUUCGGGGUUCAUUGGCGCAGGCUACGGCGCCGUCUUCAGUUUGACUCCGAUCCUUGUUACCAUUAUUUGGGGCGUAGAGAAUUUCGGCACGAACUUUGGGAUCGUUGCCGUCUUCCCUGCGAUCGGAUCUACCAUGUGGGGGCUGAUUUACUCCGCUGACUAUCAGAAUGGAGCGAGAAACUCACCAUCAGUAACAGAUGGUGCUGACGAUGAUGUCUUCUGCUACGGACAGCAGUGCUACUCGUCCACGUUCUGGGCCAUGACCGCAAGUAUCUGGGUUGGUUGUUUCAUGAUACUCUGGGCAUGGAAAGGCAGAGAUGGGUGGACAAAGCGAGGAGUUGUUAUAUGA
Molecule: messenger RNA, 1743 nt
Organism: Neoarthrinium moseri
Lineage: Eukaryota; Fungi; Ascomycota; Sordariomycetes; Amphisphaeriales; Apiosporaceae
Exons: 1
Coding region: 1-1743 (580 amino acids)
Biological process (GO): transmembrane transport
Cellular component (GO): membrane
Molecular function (GO): transmembrane transporter activity
Source: RefSeq, a predicted model, not a curated record